CAUUAUACUAUAACAACCACAAUGGCUAGCUACAGUAUCUGCAAUCACCAUGAUUAAUUUAUUGUCAAUUCUAUAACAGUGGUGGAGAACAGACAUUGAAGAAAAGAGAAUAAGAAAACUCACUCCAAAAUCAGAAUAAUAUUUUCCAGUUAAAUUAUUGUGUAUGUGGUGGUUCGUUUUUAGUGUUGCAACAUAUUUGUGUUGACUUUUCAAACUGAACAGGAACAAUUCUAUGCAGUGUUAAUGAGAAACUUAAAUGGUACUCAUUUUGGGGGUUUUAUUUCUUGUCAUAUAACUAUUGCGUUGUUGUGAGGUGUGGAUAUGGGGCUGGCAUAAAAUGCUAUAUAUUGAUAUGUUUAUUGGCUUGUCUUUCUUUUAAUCCACCUUAAAUGUUAAGAGGCUUUUGUUCUAUGGGAGAAACAAGUUGGGGUCAGAGGAUCCAUAAAGCAAGUUCGUCCUCACUGAGGUGGAGAAACUGUGUUUACAUUGGAUUUCAGAUGAAUCUUUUGUCGGAUCACGUGCUAUUGUGGUAUGAUUCGCAAUGCUGUAAGCAGAUAAUGGAAAUAAUCAGAGGAAGAAAGGCCGUUGAUGAUGAUGACCAGAAUGCAAAUCUGGAAGUUAAGUUCUUAGCUAGACUACCAAACAAGGAGCAAGUGGCGAUAAAAGCGUGCGGCAUCCGUUGGAUAUACUCAAAUAUGGAGGAGGAAUCAAGAGGGUGUGGAUUCAAGAGAAGCAGGGAAGUUUUUGCAUCACAAAAUGAAGAAAAGGGGUUCGAAUCUGAUGAUGAAGGGGAAGAACCAGUUCCUCCGGCAAAAAAAUUUAAGCAUAGCUUAAUGGAAGCUGCCUCAAUCCUUGAAGUUGAAUCAAUAGAAUACUUGAGAACAUGAACAGGAAAAAACUUGAACAACUUUUGCACAUUCAAUUUGAUGGAGACUCCUGUAAUGCGGAGAUCAAAUUGGGGUACCAUGUGUAGUCCAUUUACAAUGAACUGAUUUCAAGUAGUGAUUGAUGUCAAUAAAAGCUAGGAUAUAGAUGGGUAAGGUAUCAUGGGUGAAGGAGCUAAUAACUGUGGUUACAAUUCGCAAUUCGGGGUGUACAUGGCCGGAUUACGAAUUACAUGAAUAUCAGAUCGCUCCGGAAUCCUGAUGGCAAAAUCGUUGGGGGGAAAGGGUAAUAACGUAACGACAAGGGUGGCUAUGAAAGCUGGAUGGUAACCUAAAAGUCGAAAGAUGUUCAUACAUGGUAUGGAAUUAAUGAAUAUUGAGGUUGUUGCUUUCUUGUGUUUCUUUUUGUGUUCUUGGGAUUUAUAGAGGGAAGGCUCAACGCUACUGUACGUAGAGUAUGUCCAUUUUUGUAUUCGUACUGCUUUUUUCUUUGUACUUAUAAAAUAAUUAAAUAAAUAAAUAAUUUCAA
Molecule: messenger RNA, 1413 nt
Organism: Arachis stenosperma
Lineage: Eukaryota; Viridiplantae; Streptophyta; Magnoliopsida; Fabales; Fabaceae
Exons: 2
Coding region: 390-887 (165 amino acids)
Source: RefSeq, a predicted model, not a curated record